AUGGCAGGGUAUUUCUCAGUAGAGGAGCUGUGUUCAAUAAUCGAGAACGACCUCACAAUUAAAACCCAGCUGUGAACUCACCCCAGGAGAACUGUAACAUCCUGAUAACUGGUGGCACUUUGGGUUUCUGGAGGUGCAGCUUUACCCUGAAAAGGGGUUAAUCUACAGAUAAAACAGUCGCUUUCGAGAGGCGCUGCUGGCACUGGCCGUGGUGAAGAGCCCUCGAUCAGGAAAGGGAAAAAAAAAAAGGAACAAAAACGCGAAACCAGGAGGAGAAGAUGGAGGAAGGAGAGGAAGAUGACAUGACAUGUGGAGACUUGGGAAACGGCCUCGGGAGAAGACCUGGAGGUGUUUAUGAAGAGGAAAACUUACAAAAUCCCUAUUCAGUUAGAUCCAGGAAAGGAUCUCGAAAGGCUUGUAAUUCCCUUUUGUCAGCAAAGGGAACGGAAGAAAGUGAUGCUGCAGCUCUUCCUGGUCUAAAAGGAAAUACCUUUUACGAUGGAUCACUCAGAAAACCUGCUGCAAGUUCCACGCGGCAGAACAGCUGUGAUAUUGUAGUAUCUCAUCAUUCAGUAUGUCCUAUUAAUCCUACAGAAUCGAAUACUGAAAUGUCAAAUGAAGAACUAAAGCAACGACUUCAGGAAGCUCUAGAGGAAGCUGAAAUUUUGAGAGUUGAGCUUGAAGCGUGUCAAAGGCAGCUUGAAGGGAAAGAUGAAGCCCUAAGAAUCCUGCAGAGCAUGGCAGUAUUUAAUAAAGCCACUAGUCAUACAAAAGCAAUGCUUCAAAAAACUGAGGAAGAAAAGAGGACUUUAGAGAAGGAAAUAAACAUUUUGCAAUGGGAAAUUGAAUUUGAUCAGGAUAGAUUUAAAAACAUAGAAGACACGUGGACAGAAAAAUAUGACAGGAUAUACUGUGAGAAUGCAGCUUUUAAGGAAGCACUGAAACUGAGGACAGAAGAAAUUAAAACACUCAAAGCUGAAAAUGCAAUCCUGAAUCAGCAGUGCUUGGAAUUCCUUGCAAUGCUCAAUGUGAAACAACAGAAAGUUGUUCAGGAGAACAUGUCGCUGAAUAAAAGAGGCAUCACUGAUUUGACAGGUCUUGAGCUGGCAGUUCUCGGGGCCUGCACCUGCAGCACGUCCGAGGGGCAGCCGUGCCCCUGUGCCAAGGUGGCAGCUCUCACCAGGAAGCAGCUCCUUCAUCUCAAGGAAGAGACUGAAAAUCUGAAGAAGAGUAAGGAUGAAGCGUUCCUCGUGGCAGAUGCCUUCAGAAUUGCCUUUGAGCAGCAGCUGAUGCAGAGGAAGGACCAGGCCCUGAGACUUGCAGAAGGGAUAAAGAUGAAGAAGGAAACUAAAUUUGCAAACUGGAGGCGUCUGAGGGGCACUGAGCGUCUCAAGUUACAAGCCGACAAGAACAACCUGGGUCAAAAGCUGUCCAGCCUGCUCUCCUCGGGUGGGGACUGCAGGAGGGUCGAGGAGCUGGACAACCCCCAGGAGAUCCUGCAGAUGCUGAUAGAUCUGGUGAACGACAAGGAGGAGGCCCUGGCCCACCAGAGGAAGGUCAGCUACAUGCUGGCCCGUGCCCUGGAGGCGAAGGAGGGUGUUUUGGGACGGGGAGAAGGGACGGGACCAUCGUGCCCCGCUCACAGCUGUGGCCACAGCCCCCCUGCCCGGAGCAGCGUCCCCUCGGUCCCCAGCACGGACACUCAUGGAGAUCCUGCCAGACCCCUGCACAAGUCGCUGUCCUGGCCCUCGGGUGGUGCAGGGCGGGCAGGGGGGCCCCUCUGUAGCCACGUGCGGGACCAGAAGGACAGGAUCAGUUAGACUGGAAAAGACCUCUGAGAUCCCUGAGUCCAACCUCUGACCCAACACCACCUUGUCAACACACCAUGGCACUGAGUCCACAUCCGACCUCUUCUUAAACACCUCCAGGGGUGGGGACUCCACCACCUCUCUGGGCAGCCCAUUCCAGUGUCUGAUCACUCUCUCUUUAUAUUUUAUAUUCCACUGGUUAAUGACUCUCUCACUUCCCAUGCUAAUUGACCCUGUGCCCAGUCUUUCCCUUCCUUUCGGCUGGGGGGUUUCUGGGGUCGGUGGUCACGAUCUAUCCCUGCUGGAAUUGUCCUGUAUCCAGUGGGAGCUGAUUCAGCCCAGGUCCUGAGCUGACUUUACUAAUCCUUCCUCAUCUUGAGAGUUUUGCCAGAUAUCCUUGGGGGCCAUAAAUUCUGCAUUCCGUGUGCCUGCUGCCAGUGGAAAUCCUUCCUCCCAGGGUCUGAUACCCUCCCCCAGUGCUGAGAUCACUGAGACACAUCCAGCCCUAAACCUUAACAGGGCGAACAAGUUUCGUGUCCUCUCUUGCUCCUUGGGCUUGAAAGUUACAAAGAUCAACCACAGAACAUCCUUUCUUAGGGAAACUUUGGCACAGUCCACGUUUUGCAGCGAUCAGACAGGAUCUGGCCCCUCACCCCCAUCUCAUUCCCCAUAACCCUCUGGGCAAGGAGGUAACAGUUUCUGGCUCUGUGACGUCACAUCCACGUCACCGGGGGGCUGACGGAGCGGGAGUGACGUCACCGCACGGAGGGGCUGUGUGACGUCACGCCCCGCUGGCGGCAGGCGGGCGAGCCGGCUCUGCCCCCUACGCUGUCAAUCACACCGCCGGCUCCGCCCCCUCCCGCCAGCCCCGCCCCCUCCGUCACACCACCCGCCCCUUUCGGGCCCCGCUCACACUGCGGCCACGCCCCUCCCACCGGCCACGCCCCCUGCACUGUCAAUCACUCCGCCGGCCACGCCCACGGGCAACGCCCAUUUCCGAGGGAGGGAAAUACGAACAUGUCGAAGAAAGCUGAGACAAAGAAUUGUGCUGUUUUAAAAAAUAAAUAAUUCCGAACGCAAUCCCCUCGACUUUGAAAUUAAAUUAUCUGUUAUGAUUCCUUCAGCCCAGGUCUGAGAUCCUGGUUCCCAGAUUCAAUUUCCGAAGGGCAGUUAAGAAAGGGGGAGAUGAUUUUGUCACGCUUAGGUGCUAAGUUACUUUACACUCCGUUUCAGUUGGUGCCUUCUCAGACAGGCGUGUGUGUUACCUAUGCACUGAGAUAGUGCUUACUGGCCUAAGAGAGACGGUUUUACACAAAUCUUUCUCUCAGGCUAUUCAUCUUAUGUCCUCACCACCUCAGCAUGAUGUUUCUUGUGGGUUCUGAAUCAAAUUAUUUAGGGAGCUGAAGGUCACGCAACUGCACAUGUUAGCCCUUUAUUAUAUGUAUUUUUGGUAUUGUCUGGAAGAGGUGCCCAGACUGCAGCAGAAGAUUUCAGUGUGUUCCUGUGGCUUCUCAUGGACGUGCCAGACAUCCUUAAGGCAGCUGGUGAUGUGCAGGGCACAGCUGGCAGCAGGGUGAAGGCUGCCAGCAGAGCUCAGGGGCAGCAGACAUAUCUGGGAUACCCUCUGCACUCAGGUGGCCCCAGAGGCUGACAGCUGCCUCCCAAAACUGAACUUUGCCAGUUUUCUACAUUUUCUUGUUUAGAAAAUACUGCAUGGUCAAGACAUCUCCAGGUAAUGAGUGAAACUUAUUUUGUCACUGAACCCAUAUACUUCAGGAAUGCAAUUGUAUUUCUUUCUGACUUACGUGGGACUGGAGGAGUUACAGCAUCACAGACCAUUCCCUGCCACCAUUCUCCUCCAGUGAUGUGUCAGAAGCUUUUCAGACCAUCUGUCAGAUUACAAAAUAUUCUCUAAACCCUCAUUUGUUUAUAUUUAGUUCUACCCUGUAGCAUUUCUUGUGUUCCUAAGCCUUUUCUUUCAGUUUGCUAGUGGCAAACCAUUUCAUGUUAUUAAGUUGUAGGCCUGCAGCAAAGUAUUAAAUUAUGCAUAUGUUUACUUACAUUCUUUGUUUACAUGCCAUGUGGAGAUCAGAGAGCGAAUAGAAGUUUUUAAGAUGAUUCACUCCACUCAGAUUCCCUUUGGUGUACCAGCUGUAAUGGUUCCCAGUGAGCAGGUCUCUGCACCGAGCAUAAUGAAACUCACAGUCUCCAGGGCAACAAGUGAUUUUUGUGUGUUGGUUGAGAAAGGUUUUCUGAAAGCAAGACUUUUCAGUCUCUUUAUCCAAUAUUUAAAUGACUGUACUGAGAUUUGAUCAAGCCAAACUGGUACCAAAGCACUAGGCUGAAUUAAGACAACCACUGUUGUUCCUGUGGAGGAGAGGAUUUUUCUUCACUGGAGGGUAAGAAUCACUGCACCUGAAGUGCUAGACUGGUUAAAAGAAAUGAUCCUGUUAGGAAAACACAAGUUAAAUUAGAUCACAACACUCUUGCUGCAAUAGUAAAGCCACAGAAACCCAUCAAUAUUUAGCAGUUAUAUCAAUAACUAAUUCUUGGAAGUUGUGAGCUGGAAAUUAUUUGAUCCUAAGAUCAGGAGUCCAUUAUUUUCUCUAUAUUUUCUUCUAAAAAGGUAACUUCGUAUGAGAGAUAUCUUUGGAGACCCAAGAGGGGAAAUGCUAUAUGUGUUCAGCUGAGAUAAAACACAGAAUCUGAGGUUUAUGUUUAACCUCUUUGAUGUCUUUAACAUUCCUGUGUACUACUUUAAAAUGUGCAGUCAGGCAGGGUAUAAUUUUUUUUUCUCUACUUCUCCUGGAACUUCAAGGAUAUCUCUCCACAGCCAAUUGCUUUACAGCCUUCAACAUGUGGUAUACUUAACACAUGGAUUUAAAUUAUUUCAGGAACCACUUGCAGAUAAGUCUCCCUUUGUAUACUGACAAAGUGGGAGAGUGACCCCAGCCUUCAGCAGCAGAAACAAAGAAAGCAGAAAGGGCUUGCUGGGAAGAGAAUAAAGCUUUGCUGCAGAAGGGCCACCCGACCACUGAACUGUGCAGGAAAAAGCACCAGUUUUAGUGCUGAGUAGCAGACUUGACAAUGUAAGUUGGAGACAUGGUCAGAGAAGAACCUUCUGAAAUUCAGCAAAGCAAAUGCAGGGUCCUGCACGUGGGAAGCAAGAAGCCCAGGCAGCAGCACAGGCUGGGGGCUGACCUGCUGGACAGCAGCUCUGCAGAGAAGGACCUGGGGGUCCUGCUGGACAUCAAGCUGUCCAUGAGCCAGCAGUGUGCCUUGGUGGCCAGGAAGGCCAGUGGUGUCCUGGGGUGCGUUAGGAACAGCACUGCCAGCAGGUCACAGGAGGUGACCCUGCCCUUCCACGCAGCCCUGGCGAGGCCUCACCUGCAGUGCUGUGUCCAGUGCUGGCUGCUCUGGAUUGGAAAGACACUGAGCUCCUGAAGCAGGUCCAGCAGAGGGCUGCAAAGCUGGUCUGAAGAAUCUCAUGAAAAAAGGCUGAGUGAACUGGGCUUGUUCAGCCUCAAGAAGAGGUGACUGAGAGGGGAACCUCAUCACUAUGUAUUAAUAUCUGAAGGGUGGGUGCCGAGAGGAUGGAGCCAGGCUCUUCUCAAGUGCCAAGAAUUAGGACAAGAGGCAACAGGCAGAAAGAUGCACAGGAAGUUCUAACUGAACACGAGGAAGAAUGUCUUUUCUGUGUGGGUGACCACACACUGAACAGAUUGCCCAGAGAGGGUGUGGGGAUAUCCCCUUGCUGGGGAUGUUCCAGAACCCUCUGGACACAAUCCUGUGCCAUGUGCUGUGGGAUGGCCCUGCUGGAGCAGGGAGGUUGGACCAGAUGCCAGCAAAGAGCCAUACUCACAUGUAGUGUUUCUUUUUGUGGAUCUAAAGGGGAGGUCAGUUUUUAACAUGAGCUCAUACUGUUCUUGAACAGCCCAACCUCGCAGUGGAAUUGAGAAAGAGAAUCUGUGCACAAGCUCUAAUCUGCUUAGACCUCACAGGACAGAAAAAAUACUAGUUAUGACAUCAUACUAAUUGCUAGAUAAUUGGCACAGUAAUUAGUAUAUCAACUGUGCUAGUUAAUGGCAAUACUAUUUACUCCAGAAUGCAAUCUUCAUGUCUUUUAUUUUUUUUGUCAUUGGCAUCUUGUGAUCAAUUAAAAGAUAAUCUGUAAAUAUAGUUUGUUAAUUGAGAGCAGUCUAGGCUCCACUUGUUAGACUGAGUUUUGUCCUCUUCUCAGUGUUUCAAGUACUCCUUAAAUAGAGCAACUGCUCCAAAUAAUUGUCAUUGGUGUCCAGUUUGGCACCAAAACACAAUUGAUGUGGUGCUUAUAACAAAUCUUUUUGAAAGUAUUCAGCAAUUACUUUCAGGAUUUUUUACUUUUAGAACUUUUCUUAAGUCUGCUUUUUAAAGGUGUUCAAUAUUAACACUUCUGAAAUAUUGCCUGAAUAAGCUGUUACAAAAAUACCUCUUUUUUGUAAUAUUUUGUUUGGUGAAAGUCACAGUUAUAUUUUUACACUAAGCUUUUCAUUUUAAUGGCAAAUAAAUUUCAUUAUUGAAUCACAAGCAGGUAGCUACUUGGCUCAUGUUUAAUGUCAAAUAAAGUAAGCCUCCAAUAUUGGUGUAUAUCAGGUGUAUAUUCACUUGACAAGAACAAUUCAGUGAUUUAUUGUAAAUGGGAAGAAUUAUGAUAAUGUGCUAUGCAUUUGGACAGCCACAGGAAACAUUAUUUUUCAGAGAAUAGCUUUUCUAUCAAGAAAUAAAUACAUUUCAGGAAAAUAUGGAGAAAGAGAGAGGUUGAUUUCUGCCCUUGAUGAGAUUCUGGUUUAUUUUCUUCAGGCUAGAACAAUGCAUUCACUCUGUCACUGGAAAUGGCUGUCAUGUAUACAAGUAAAAGCAAGAGCAGCAAGAUGCUGACAACCCACAGAUCUUUAACAAAGUGCAGUUAAAUUAGAAAGCUCUGUACAGCACUUUUGCAUCAGUUAGGAAACUUGAACCAUAUUGUGUGCAAAAAACAAAAGAAAAAACACUAAGGCUCCUGUAGUGCAGCUUUUGCUUAAGCCUCCAGCUUUCCUGAUCAGAAAAAAGUAUAUCCCUUUUCUAGUAUUCACAAAGUAAUGUAUAUUUUCAUUGUAUCUAUCUGCCUGUCUAUCUAUCUAUCUAUCUAUCUGUCAAUCACCUCAGAUCUUCUCAAAGAGAACUUUCACAAACAAUGGUUUUAUCUGGAUUCAGGACACAUAGUUAAGCCUAACCAAAGUGGAGUAUUGAUUUCAGACUCAACCUUUCCUUGAUUACUGCAGAUAGACCUAAUCAGAAAGUCCUUCCGGAGUAUGGGUGGGGUGGAUGUAAUCCUCAAACAGAGGACCCUCUACUGGAUGUCGCUGUGUCAGAGAGAUUUUCUACUGUCUUCCUACCAGUCUGUUCCAAUUCUUUUGGAAAGAUGAGAUUUCUAGCUGGUUUUGAUACUUUAACCAUCUCAAUCAGACCUGCUCUGCAUAAGUUUGCAUUUCACAGGGACAAAUAAGUAUCCAAAUGUCAUACAGCUCCCAAGUCCACUGUUUGUGACCCUAUAUUUUCUGCUAAUAGGCAUUCACAAAACUAAACCAAAUCCUUCUCCUCAGGAUGAUUCUCACAGUACAUUCCCAAAUUCCCUGCCUAGCACUCCUUGUCCAGUGGGGACAGGAGGUCCCUAUGGUCCAAGGAUAACAGCAAACCCUUGGAGGAAGGGAAAUUCGGUCACAAUUUCCCCAGUUAGCAAGGAUCUGAAUACAAAUUUCCCCCUAUCAUUGAAAAUGCUCUCAAAAAUGCUAAUGAAAGUGCUGGGAGAGACUCUCCCAAUUUUUCCACUCAGUGUUUUUCCACUUUGUAUGAACAAUUAAAUGUUUGUGGGGUUUAGGUGAAGGAGAAAGUGAAUUUGCCAAGAUGUGGUUAAGGUGCUUGUUUGGAAAGCCAGGUUUGAAUUCCUAUUCUCAUGAACAUUUAAUUAUCCUUCUGAUAGCAGACAAGCCGUGGAAGCACUUCCAUUCAGUCCUCCCCCACUCCUUACGAUAGCCUCAUCAAGGAGCCUGGGCACCUGCAGACCGAGACCGUAACAAGUAGCAAGACUCAUGAAACUAAACACUGUGAAGCUAAUUAAGGUUUCAAAACCUUUCAUGGUCCCGAUUUUAACAGCCAGUAGCCUGCCUACCAUUCCUAGAGAGCUACAGGGCUGCUUCAGUGCUGGCAACCACUGGAGAUGCCUCAUGGCUGUUCCUUUUCCUAGCAGAAGCGACAGAACAACUUCCCAGUGAGGCGCAUCCUUGGCUUGCCUGGGAGGCUGCACCCAGCACCCUGGGACACUAAUCAGUGAUGAACUGCUCCAAGAGCUUAACCGUUUGCUGCCAACCUAAACAACAGAAUGAAGUAUUUAAUUCACACCUCUCAUGUAGAAAUAAAUGCUUCUAUUUAUACCCUAAGCAGAGAUCACUGAGAUUUUGUCUGCCUUGCA
Molecule: messenger RNA, 8295 nt
Organism: Myiozetetes cayanensis
Lineage: Eukaryota; Metazoa; Chordata; Aves; Passeriformes; Tyrannidae
Gene: CCDC125
Product: coiled-coil domain containing 125
Exons: 13
Coding region: 279-1820 (513 amino acids)
Biological process (GO): negative regulation of Rho protein signal transduction; negative regulation of cell motility
Cellular component (GO): cytoplasm
Source: RefSeq, a predicted model, not a curated record